Messenger RNA from Chlamydomonas reinhardtii, 2420 nucleotides. RefSeq lists its product as uncharacterized. Gene Ontology annotation, cellular component: Mre11 complex. Gene Ontology annotation, molecular function: damaged DNA binding; protein binding. Gene Ontology annotation, biological process: double-strand break repair via homologous recombination; mitotic G2 DNA damage checkpoint signaling. Bases 104 to 2311 code for a protein of 735 amino acids. The transcript has 10 exons. The record is from RefSeq and is a predicted model, not a curated record. NCBI's taxonomy places the organism in Eukaryota, Viridiplantae, Chlorophyta, Chlorophyceae, Chlamydomonadales, Chlamydomonadaceae.
CCUCAAUAAUAAAAAAUGCGCUAGGACAGCUUGAGUUCCUCAACAGCUGUGUGUGGCCGCACGCGCACAUCGCUAAGUGCAUCCCAGCGUGGUUUAAAUCAAGAUGGUUUGGUGCAUCGAGGUGGAGCUGGGGGGCCAGGUGCAGGCAGACCGGUACCUGCUGACGGGCGGGCCCCUGCCAGGCCCCCGCGAGGUGACCGUGGGCCGCCCACCGGCCAAAGCGGCCGUACGCCCGGACAUCGUGGUGAAGGAACCCAGCGUCAGCAAGAUUCACGCAAUCUUGAGCGUGGAACAUGCAGUGGGCGAGCAGCAAGGACCUGCACUGGUGCUCAAAGACCAGAGCCGGUACGGCACUUCCGUGAACCAGGAGAAGGUGCCCAGCGGGGGCACCAAGGUCCUGGCGCCGGAUGUGAUUGUGGCGCUGGCGGCCAAGGCGCGCUUGAUUGUGCGGCAGCAGCCACUGGUGGUGGCGGCGCGGCUCGGUGGCGCGGCCUUGCCCGAGGCGCGGGCAGUGCUGCGGCGCAUCGGCGGCCGGUUGGUACACGCCCUGGACGCUGCUACAACCCACGUGCUGCACAGCCCCGGCGAGGCGGCCUGGCCUGGCCUGGUGCACGCGGCCGUGCGGGGCGGCCCCGCCCUCGUGUCGCAGGACUGGCUCAACGAGGUUGCGGACGGGGGGCUCUUCACAAACGCGUUGCCGGACGCGGCGCCGCCCACUGAGCUAGUGCUGGGGCCAGGCAGGCGGGCGAUGCGGCUACCGCAGCAGCCAGCGGCGGCAGCAGGCGCCAUGCUGAGCGGCUUCACCUUUGGCUACAGCAGUGCGUGGCAGCAGAGCCCGGGCCUGGCGGCGUUGAUCCGGGAGUGCGGCGGCCGCGUGCUGGCCACGGCUGGGGAGCGCAGUGCCGCCACACCGGUAGUGACGGUUGCUGACACGGCGGACGGAGGCGCUGCCGCCGGAGUGGACACACAGCAGCUGCUGCUGGCCAUCCUGGAGGGCGACUCGGCGGCAUUGAACGAGCUGCUCAGCCGGGCAACAGCUGCCAGCGCUACGGCGCGUGGCGCGGCGGCGCAGCCGGCUGACGACAUGGACGCCGAGGAUCUGGCGGCCGACUCAGACAUAACACAGGCGGCGGAGGAGGAGGACGGGGCCGAGGACGUGGAUGUGGUGGAGCAGCUGCCAACAGGGUGCCAGGCGCAGCAGGCGGGGCUGGCGGCGGCUGAGCCGGCACAGGCUGGUGGAAAGCCGGCGUCAAUUAAGACCGAGGACGUGGGUCUGAAGGACGUCGCGCCUGAGCGGCCGCCUCCAAUAAUGACUGCUGACGGCUGGCUGGUGGCGGCGCGCAAGUCAGACGCACCCAGCCCUGGCCCACAGCUGCUGUCCAACGCGCGCGCCGACGAGGCGGCGGCCGCACACACGAUCGAGCAUGAAGACGCACCACCCGCCAAGCGGCGCCGCACGCUCACUAACUCCUCCAAGGCAGCUGCAGCUGCAGCGGCUGCCGCGGCCGCGCCUGGACCGUCAACUGCCAGUGCCGCAGCCCCCAUUGCUGCCCCGAGGGCCGCCUCGGCCGCAGCUCCAGCGCCCGCCGUGCGUGCCGACUCGCCAGGGGAGUCGCCGGAGCCGGAGGCGGACGCGGGCCCCUGGCUCACGCAGCACACGCAGCGCGGCCACGGCAGCGGCAAGUCCUGGCCUCCCCUUGUCAAGGAGGAGGCGGGCUCGACGGAGAAGCCGCAGACGGGGCCAGUCGCAGCACCUGCCGGCCGGGGCCGCGGUGCAAAGGCGGCGGCGGCAGCCGCUGCCGCCGCCGCGGCGGACGCCGCAGCGGGCGCCGCGUCUCGCAUGGUGAAGGCUGAGGAGGCGGCAUUGCCCGAUGUGAACGAUGCCUCAGCCCAGACCGUGUUGGAGCUGGACUUGUUCGCACCCAAGGCAGCCGCAGCCGCAACGCCCACCACCAUCCCGGGAGCUGGUGCCGGCGACGGUGACGGUGAGGAGGCUGCGGCGGCUGCGAACCGCUGCGGCGAGGGAAGCGAGGGCGGCGCGCGCGACACGGAGGCGCGGCGGCCGGGGCGGCUGGUCAACUACAAGGCGUUCCGCAAGCAGACGGGCCAGCUGCCAGCGGCGGAAGUAGCGCGGCAGCCGCUGCCGGUGACCCUAGUUGACAACUUCCAACGCGAGGACGCAGAGGCUCAGGCGUUCCUGAGGCAGGAGGAGGAGCGUGCCGCCCGCAAGCGCGCCGCCGACGAGAUGUUCCGCACCGGCGGCGUGGGCGGUGGCGGCGGAGCUAAGAAGCCACCGCGUGCCAAGCGAUGAGAGCUGCCGCCAAGGCACCAAUCGGCGCCCAGCAACACAGGAGAGUGCGCAUAGCGUGGCCCACUGCCCGACCAACUGCAGCUCAGCCACAUUGUAAACGGUAUUUAUU